GCUGUGCUUAGCUUGCAAGUGCAUCAGUAAAGCAUUGUUGGUGUCAGAAUGGAGAUAUUGCCGGUACUUCUGCUGCUGCUGGGGCUGUUACCAGCCAUGGAUGCCAACCGGUUGAACGUGAACAACAACUUUCGGAAGAUGCAGGUGCGACUGCGCACGAAUCGAACACGAGUAGCACAUCCAAUACGUGAGGGUCGCGUGGAAGUCAGCUUCGAUUACGGAGAAACGUGGGGCACCAUUUGUAGCAACAACUGGACGAAGCGCGAGGGAAAUGUUGUCUGCCGGCAGCUGGGUCUGGGCUAUGCAUCCAUGGCUACGAUGAGCACUCAACACGGUGAUACCAAACGCUAUCCUUUGGGCAUGGUUGGCAUAAGCUGUCGCGGCUCUGAGCGUCGACUAUCUGAAUGCCGUCGCGAGUCACGAUUUCCGGUUGCCUGCGGUUCGAGUAAUCGUAAUGUUGCCACUGUUGCUUGUGUGAAUCACACGCCAGAUUUGGAGUUGGGACUCAAAGAAAUCGAGGUGAAUGCCUUUCUGGAUUCAGUGCCAAUGACUAACCUUACUUGCGCCAUGGAGGAAAACUGCCUAUCAGCGGAUGCAUACAUCAUACGCAGAACAAAUCCAAGUGGCAUAAGAAAGCUGCUACGUUUUGCUGUUAAGGCUAAAAAUGUUGGAGAUGCCGAUGUGAGUCCUUAUGCCAACUACAGGGAUUGGACUUGGCACCAGUGUCACAUGCACUUCCACAGCGUAACUGUCUUUGCCACCUUCGAUGUUUACAAUCAGCGCUACGAGAAGGUUGCACAAGGUCACAAGGCAUCCUUUUGUCUCGAAGACACUGAGUGUAAUCCUGGCGUAAAUAAAAAGUAUACCUGCGGAAACACCACUCAGGGAAUUUCACCAGGAUGCGCUGAUGUCUAUUCUACGGAGUUAGAUUGCCAAUGGGUCGAUGUCACCACGGUGCCCAUUAAUCACAAUUAUAUACUGCGCGUAGCUCUCAAUCCUGAGCAUCUCUUGCCUGAGAAGACAUUCGAGAAUAAUGGAGCCGAAUGCGUAUUGCACUACACGGGUGAUAGGAGAACAACAAAAGUAACAAACUGUGUUCGAAAGUCAUUAUGGGUGUAAUUAUUCACAUUACAAUUUUAUAAGUCAGAGAUUCAAAUUCGAUUUUAUUUAAAACUUUUUUGUAUUCUUUAAAUUGUUAAUUUAAGUUAAAAAUCA
Molecule: messenger RNA, 1215 nt
Organism: Drosophila sulfurigaster albostrigata
Lineage: Eukaryota; Metazoa; Arthropoda; Insecta; Diptera; Drosophilidae
Product: protein-lysine 6-oxidase-like
Biological process (GO): peptidyl-lysine oxidation
Cellular component (GO): membrane
Molecular function (GO): copper ion binding; protein-lysine 6-oxidase activity
Source: RefSeq, a predicted model, not a curated record